This is a messenger RNA of Camelina sativa (false flax), 612 nucleotides long. The record is from RefSeq and is a predicted model, not a curated record. Lineage: Eukaryota; Viridiplantae; Streptophyta; Magnoliopsida; Brassicales; Brassicaceae.
CGGGCGAUAGACACAUUCAAGGAGAUAUUCACAUUCUUGACAGCAAAUCCAUUGGAGAUCGUGACAUUGUUCUUGGAGGAUUACGUCAAAUCGCCAAACGGGUUAACCAAAGUGUUUACCGAUUCCGGUUUAAAGAAAUUUUGGUUUCCGGUUGAAAAUAUGCCUUUGGGUGGUCGAGAUUGGCCGUUGGUUAAGGAUAUGGUCGCCAAUAACCAACGGUUAAUCGUCUUCACUUCAGCUAAAUCGAAACAAAACACUGAAGGAAUAGCUUACCAGUGGAACUACGUAGUGGAAAACCAAUAUGGGGACGAUGGAGUUAAACGAGAUGAGUGUAGCAAUAGAGGAGAAUCUGCACUGUUAACCGACAAAAAUAAAGCUUUGGUUUUGGUAAACCAUUUCAAGACAGUUCCGGUUAAGAUCUUGACUUGUGAGGAUAACUCUGAACAACUUGUCGAUAUGAUUAAGACAUGUUACUUAGCCGCAGGGAACCGAUGGGCCAAUUAUGUCGCCGUCAACUUUUACAAGAGGAGUAGUGGAGGAGGAACAUUUCGAGCAGUUGAUAAACUAAAUGGAGAGCUUCUAUGUGGACGUGAUGAUGUGCAUGCUUGUUAA